AUGGCAAGUGUUGUGAAAUUUUUAGCAGUCAAUGAGCUUCCACUACGUGGAGAUCAGGAAACAUUUGACAAUGAGGAGGACUGCAUAGCUGUGGGGCUUUUUGCCAAGCUGUUUAAAUACACGUUGGAAAAAGAUAAAUACCUUGCUGACAUUACGUCAAAGGAUGAAGGCCCAGAUCCCCCUGAACAGCUUACGUCCAUCAGACUCUCAGACUCCAGGAUCGCACUGAAGUCAGGCUAUGGGAAGUAUAUGGGUAUAAACUCAGACAGGGUUGUGAUUGGCCGAUCAGAUGCCAUCGGCUCCAGAGAACAGUGGGAGCCAGUGUUUCAGGAUGGUAAAAUGGCUCUGCUUGCUGCAAACAGUUGUUUUAUCUCAUACAGUGAGAGCGGAGAAGUGGCCAAAAUCAAAACAGCUGGAGAGGAGGAGAUGAUCAAGAUCCGUUCAUGUGCAGAAAAAGAGGAGAAGAGAAAGAAUGAUAUUGCUGAUGAAGACAGGGGUGAUGUCAAGAAUUGUGAGAUCAACUAUGUGAAGAAGUUCCAGAUUUUUCAGGAUCGGAGGCUGAAAGUGAAUGAGGAAGACGGCAGCAUGCUGAAAAAAGUGAGAACAGAUGGAAAGUUCCAUGAGGUGUUGCUAAACAGGAGAGCCAAGAUGAAAGCCGACAGGUACUGCAAGUGA
Myxocyprinus asiaticus (Chinese sucker) is the source of this 675-nucleotide messenger RNA. RefSeq names its product FSHD region gene 1 (gene frg1). Gene Ontology annotation, cellular component: nucleolus; striated muscle dense body; catalytic step 2 spliceosome. The record is from RefSeq and is a predicted model, not a curated record. Gene Ontology annotation, molecular function: actin filament binding. Lineage: Eukaryota; Metazoa; Chordata; Actinopteri; Cypriniformes; Catostomidae.